Molecule: messenger RNA, 848 nt
Organism: Limanda limanda (common dab)
Lineage: Eukaryota; Metazoa; Chordata; Actinopteri; Pleuronectiformes; Pleuronectidae
Product: ubiquitin-conjugating enzyme E2 E2-like
Exons: 6
Coding region: 158-778 (206 amino acids)
Biological process (GO): protein polyubiquitination
Cellular component (GO): nucleus
Molecular function (GO): ubiquitin conjugating enzyme activity
Source: RefSeq, a predicted model, not a curated record
ACAUUUUCCGGCAGCGGCAGCAGCAGCGAGUGAAGGCAGCGCGGACACGGGGAGCAGCGGACGGCCAGUGAAGCGGACUACGGAACAAACUGUGGACAUUGAACACUUUCCCUUUCUCCUGCCGCUGUGCGUCCUGCCCGCUUUACACAGUGUCAGCAUGUCCAGUGAGGUGCAGCCGAGGCCGGACGACAGCCCCAACACCAGUGGGGGAAGCUCGGACGCUGAGCAGAGGGAGGCGGCUCCUCCGGAACAGUCGGGCCCCGAGCAGCGGGACCAGACCCAGCCCAAAAAGAAGGAGGCCAAAAUCUCCAGCAAGACCGCUGCCAAGCUCUCCACCAGCGCCAAGAGAAUCCAGAAGGAGCUAGCAGAGAUAACCUUGGACCCACCACCAAAUUGCAGUGCCGGUCCUAAAGGAGACAACAUUUACGAGUGGAGGUCAACCAUCCUGGGCCCUCCAGGCUCCGUGUACGAGGGAGGAGUGUUUUUCCUGGAUAUUGCCUUCACACCAGACUACCCCUUCAAACCACCCAAGGUGACGUUCCGCACCAGGAUCUACCACUGUAACAUCAACAGUCAGGGGGUGAUCUGUCUGGACAUCCUGAAGGACAACUGGAGUCCUGCCCUCACCAUCUCCAAGGUCCUGCUGUCCAUCUGCUCCCUGCUCACUGACUGCAACCCUGCCGACCCUCUGGUGGGAAGCAUCGCCACACAGUACCUGACCAACAGAGCUGAGCACGACAGGAUAGCCAAACAGUGGACCAAACGCUACGCCACAUAGAUCAUCUCAACUGCACCAGGACCCCUCCACCCCACCCAACACACCCCCACACACACACACACGCACACAC